GGAGCCCAAAAGAAAACACAAAAACAAACCCAUCAUCAACCCAACGCCUCGCAAGCACCGCCAGCUCGCAACGACUCUUCAAGAUGUCACUCGAGGAUGAGACGGACAACCUCGAGAGCAUACUGGAUCGCAUCAAGGAAGGCUUUUUGGAGAUGAAGACGGCGCUUCAGGACGUCCAAGACCUCAACACAAGGCUUCGCGACACCUAUGUCUGGUGCGAGAAAAUGAACAAGGAAUGCAAGCAAUCCAUGACGACAGAUGAAUCCUGGUGUACCGAGACUCGCGAGCACAGACUGGACAUGAUCAACCAGUCGCUGCAGGAUCUCCAGCGGCUGGAGGAGAUGCCGCACUGGGUUUUCCAGCAGUGGCCGGUGCUGAGAGCGCACGUCGGCUCGCUCGACGAGUCGCCCUGCAUAAGUGCACGGCGCCGCCUGGGCAUACAGGCUCACAUGGACGAGCAGCAGCGGCUGAUAGACGACGGGGUGGAGGAGAUUUAUCACCUGUGCGCGACGAUUCGCUACAAGACCGUCGAGACGGUGGACAUGCUGGAGCAGCCUACCGAGGAAGAGCUCAAGGCCGAGGAGCUUGUCGAGUCUGCGAGAUAGAACCGAUGGAGACGUCGAAGCCUCCGAGGUUCCCGCAACCAUACUGGACGAGGCCAUCGCCCACGAGCUUGACGGGCCAGUUGACUGGUGAGGUUCGCGACAUUUUAGCCAUCCCAUGUUGGUUCCGUUGUUCUUAUUGUCUGUAUGCAGUUCCACCUCACGUCCUUUCAGUUCAUGAUGGUCCUGGACUCCUUGCUGGUCAUGCAGGGCCCGCGUCGACAUUAGUCUUGCCACACGGGGACCUGUUUCUUUUUGAUUUACCGUCCUGGGCGUUAUCGGCGGUUCCGGCGACAGUGAGGGUUGCCAUAAUUAUAAUAAAGAGAAGAGUUGUGAGCUGCA
Pyricularia oryzae 70-15 is the source of this 944-nucleotide messenger RNA. RefSeq lists its product as uncharacterized. Bases 84 to 605 code for a protein of 173 amino acids. The transcript has 3 exons. The record is from RefSeq and is a predicted model, not a curated record. Lineage: Eukaryota; Fungi; Ascomycota; Sordariomycetes; Magnaporthales; Pyriculariaceae.